UUGGAGUCAACCGUAAACAUGGUCCGAAAAAGAAGUGUUGUUUGGGGCUUUUUUAAAGCCGUCGACUCAGAGUCGGCCCAGUGUCUGCUCUGCGGGGAUUAUCUGGUCAAAUCGGGAUCGGGCACCACCACUAACUUGCUGAGGCACCUGCGUGUCAAACAUCCCACCGCGGUCGUGAGGAAGAGUAAGGGUCGGCUGACAGAAACUACCCCCAUCAAUGGUCAUGAGGACAUGGAGGCGGGCAGUGAACGGUUCUGCUCCGUGGAAGUAGCUUUGGAGGAAGGAGAUGCUGAAACCCUUACCACAGAGAACGAAGCUGGUAUUAACUCUGCUAUUAAUAGCAUCCUGGAAGCUGCACAUGGAGGUCCAGCAGAAGAAAUAACACAUGGAAAAUCGAGCGUUGACCAUCCUGUAACUCGUAGAUGGACUAAACGCAGCUUGAUUUGGAGGCAUUAUGAGCGCCUGGACAGUUUGGCUGCUGCUCGUUGCCGCAUCUGCAUGAAGAAGUUGCAGUGCUUUGAGGGCGGCAGCACCAGCAACCUGCAUCGGCACAUGUCCAAGAGACACCCUGAGAUGUUUUCUCAGCUAUUUGUAGACGGGAGGCACCCACCAACACCCCACGCAUCACAGGGCUCCAGUGCUAACGGUGACACAUCAACACCGCCAGAAUCUGCUGGGGCGACAGAGAAGCAGAGACAGUUUUCUGGACUGUGUGAAGGAGAAAGGCGUAUGUUUAGGAGAGAGCGGGAGCUGAUUGAAGCUCUGAGGAGCGCGCAGAGGGAGGAGGCUCGGGCUCUGGAGCAUCAGAGGGAGCUGCUUGACAAGCUGCGUACAGUAAAUGCCAGGGAGGCGGCUGCAGAGAGGGAGCAGAUUGAGUCACUGAGGAAAGCACAGCUGGAGGAAGCCAAAGACUUAAGUAGACAGAGAGAAGAGCUGCAGAAGGAAAAGGCCGAGCUGCAGAGGAAAAGGGAAGAGCUUCGGCAGGAAAGAGAAGAACUUGUCUUGUUUUCCAGAGGACGGCAAGCCUCCUGAUUCUGAUACAACGUGACUGUCCUGUUGCUGUCAUCACCAAUUUCGGAUUUUCUAUAAAUACUUCUGGACCCAUUCAGACACAUGAUGAUGUAAA
Messenger RNA from Plectropomus leopardus (leopard coralgrouper), 1126 nucleotides. RefSeq lists its product as uncharacterized. Gene Ontology annotation, molecular function: sequence-specific double-stranded DNA binding. Lineage: Eukaryota; Metazoa; Chordata; Actinopteri; Perciformes; Serranidae. The record is from RefSeq and is a predicted model, not a curated record. Gene Ontology annotation, cellular component: nucleus. Gene Ontology annotation, biological process: regulation of transcription by RNA polymerase II.